Messenger RNA from Mucor velutinosus, 2100 nucleotides. It is a transcript of the gene PQLC2, whose product is annotated as PQ loop repeat-containing protein 2. Gene Ontology annotation, cellular component: eukaryotic translation initiation factor 2B complex. NCBI's taxonomy places the organism in Eukaryota, Fungi, Mucoromycota, Mucoromycetes, Mucorales, Mucoraceae. The record is from RefSeq and is a predicted model, not a curated record. The coding region runs from base 1 to 2100 and encodes 699 amino acids. Gene Ontology annotation, biological process: biosynthetic process. Gene Ontology annotation, molecular function: guanyl-nucleotide exchange factor activity; translation initiation factor activity; translation initiation factor binding. The transcript is spliced from 4 exons.
AUGCCUCCCAAGCAAAAGAAGCCCAACAACCACGAGAACAACGAAGAGGAGGAAGCACCCUUCCAAGCUGUCAUUUUAACAGACUCAUUCGAGGAGCAAUUCCUCCCUAUCUCUCACGAGAUGCCUAAAUGUUUGAUGCCAGUUUGCAAUAUUCCAUUAAUCGAAUACACCAUGGAACUGCUGGCUACUGUAGAUAUUUUUGAAGUAUUCAUUGUCUGUACAACACACAUCGAUGCCAUCAAAGCGUAUUUUGAACAAUCUGAAUGGAUGAAACCCAACUCUAGACUUUCCGUAAAGAUUGUAGCCACACCCGAGUGUAUGUCUGUUGGCGAUGCACUGCGUGAACUCGAUGCUCGCCAAUUGAUCACCACCGAUUUCAUCUUGACAACUGGUGAACUCAUCUCCAACAUCAAACUGGACAAGGUUCUGGAAGAACAUCGUGCUCGCAAAAAAACAGACAAGAACUCCAUAAUGACCAUGCUUCUCAAGGAAGCCUCUCGUACUCACACUGCAAGAGCCAAGGAUUCCAACAGUGUUUUUGUCUUGGAUCCCAACACACACCAAUGCGUCUAUUACGAAUCUGUCGUGUCACUUCCUCGCAAACAUCGCAUGGAGAUUUCACCCGAGAUUUUUGAAAAUAGACCUCAAAUCGAAUUCCGUAACGACCUUGUUGAUCCUUAUCUCGACAUUUGCUCUGUUGAAGUGCCUGCUUUGUUUACAGAAAACUUUGACUGGCAACGUCUACGCAGCGAUUUCGUUCACGGUAUUUUGACAUCUGAUAUUUUGGGCAAGACCAUCUAUACCAACCUUGUGUUUGAGCCCUACGUCGCUCGUGUGCAGAACGAACAACUGUACAGCACUACCAGCAACCAUAUUCUCAACCGUUGGGCAUUCCCUAUUGUGCCUGAAACCAACUUGAGAGCAGGCGAUGAUUAUGAAUUUGUGAGAGGAAACAUUUACAAAUCUAUGAAUGUCGUUUUAUCGAGGUCCUGUAUCAUUGAUGAAAAUGUGCAAAUUGGAUCAGGCACACGCAUUGGAGAAAACACGCGCAUUGGAAAUUCAAUCAUUGGAAAGAACUGUACCAUUGGCGACAAUAUUGUAUUGGAAGGCGCUUUUCUGUGGGAUAAUGUCACCAUUGGCGACAGCUGUACAGUUGAGAAGAGUAUCAUUGCCAACAAUGUCAACAUUCUGGAAAAUACCACUAUUGCUCAAGGUUGUCUUGUAUCACUUGGCGUCACUCUUGGCCCUGAAGCCCACAUUCCCAAAUACUCUAGACUGAGUCUUUUGCCUCAACCCAAGAACAGCAUGUUUGACGAAAGCAGCGACGAGGAAGAUGAUGAGGAAGAACGCCAGCAAGUUCUCACAGGUGAUCACCCUACAGUUUAUUUCUGGACUCUGCAAUCCGACGAUGAUGAUGUGGAUAUUCGAAAUGUGAAACUGGGUUCUUUGGCCUAUGACAUGGCUGAUCUUGUUCUCAAGGAUGGAGAUAUCACUGAUAGUGCAAGUGAAGUGGGAGAAUCUGACGACGACGAUUCAGACAUUGGUUCACUCAAUGGAUCAUGGGCACUUGAAAACAGCAUGGCCCGCAAGACAGAAGAAUUCAAGAAAGAAAUUGCACAAACCAUUGAACGCUCUCUGGACGAGAAUCACACUGUAUAUACUGCUGCAUUAGAAGUUACCGGCUUGCGUAUGUCCAGUAAUGGUUCCUACACUGACAUUCGUGAGGUCAUGAUCCCCAUCGUGAUGGACCAUAUUGAUCGCAACAAUUCUGUUGCAAGCUUGAAGACUGUAUUGACCAAAUGGGCACCUCUCAUUGGCAAGAUGACACAUUUACCAGAAGACCAACUGCAUGUCUUGCAGGUCUUGCAAAAGCAUUGUGCAUCCCAAGAAUACCUAGGCAAGUUAUUCUUGGGCGCCUUACAGUUAUUUUACAAUGCUGACAUUGUGGAAGAAGAAGCAAUCAGAAGAUGGUACAAUACUGACUUGUCAAAGGCAACUUCCGCAGAAGCCAAGUUAAGAGAAAAGGCUACCAAGUUCAUUGAGUGGUUAGACGAAGCAGAGGAGGAAUCAGAAGAGGAAGAGGAGAGCGAUGAAGAGUAA